CCCGGGGCUCCGCGCGCGCGGAAUGGCGGCGGCGGCCGUUUGAAGCCAACGGCCGCGGGAGGGGCGCGAGCCGCUCUAAAGCUGCACGAUACAUUCAGGGAUUUCAGAAUUUGCCAGCUUUCUUGAUAAGAUCUGCAUUAGGAAAGCCAGCUUUAGACUUUGCUUGGGUAUGGUAAAGCUCUUUUUGCUGUCCCACACCUGUGUCGUGAGCGAGGGCUCCCAGUGCUGGGAUCACUAAAUACAGCUGGGGAGGAAUCAUCAAGACCUGCUAGUGGUUGCCACAAACUGCGAAGACUAUGUGGUCUGUUGUGGACAAAUUACCAACAGGUUUCCUGGUCCACUGAUACAUUUCAAAAUGCCGCUGGUAAAAAGAAACAUAGACCCCAGGCAUCUGUGCCACACAGCUCUGCCCCGAGGUAUCAAGAAUGAGCUGGAAUGUGUCACCAACAUCUCCUUGGCAAAUAUAAUCAGACAGCUGAGUAGCCUAAGUAAAUAUGCUGAAGAUAUAUUUGGUGAACUUUUCAAUGAAGCACACAGUUUCUCAUUUAGAGUCAACUCCCUACAAGAACGUGUGGAUCGCCUAUCUGUCAGUGUUACGCAACUUGAUCCAAAGGAAGAAGAACUGUCAUUGCAGGACAUUACAAUGAGGAAAGCUUUCCGCAGUUCCACAAUUCAAGAUCAGCAGCUGUUUGACCGCAAAACUCUGCCUAUUCCUUUGCAAGAAACUUACGACAUUUGUGAGCAGCCUCCUCCACUUAACAUUCUCACCCCUUACAGGGAUGAUGGAAAAGAGGGUUUGAAGUUUUAUACCAAUCCUUCAUACUUCUUUGACUUGUGGAAGGAAAAAAUGUUGCAGGACACUGAGGACAAAAGAAAGGAAAAGAGGAAGCAGAAGCAGAAAAAUCUGGACCGUCCUCAUGAACCAGAAAAAGUGCCAAGGGCACCUCAUGACAGACGGAGAGAGUGGCAGAAGUUAGCCCAAGGUCCAGAGCUCGCAGAAGAUGAUGCUAACCUCUUACAUAAGCAUAUUGAAGUUGCUAAUGGCCCAGCUUCACAUUUUGAAUCAAGAUCUCAAGCAUAUGUGGACCAUAUGGAUGGAUCGUAUUCUCUUUCUGCAUUACCCUAUAGCCAGAUGUCUGAACUUCUGAACAGAGCCGAGGAGCGCGUGUUGGUCCGGCCACAUGAACCACCACCACCACCUCCCAUGCAUGGAGCAGGAGAUGUGAAACCUGUGCCUCCUUGUGUUAGUUCCACACCUGGCUUGGUAGAAAACCGGCCUCAAUCACCAGCAACAGGCAGAACACCCGUGUUUGUGAGCCCCACUCCUCCUCCUCCACCACCGCCACCUCUUCCAUCUGCUUUGUCCACUUCGUCAUUAAGAGCUGCAAUGACCUCCACUCCUCCCCCCCCAGUCCCACCUCCUCCACCCCCUCCCGCCGCUGCUCUGCAGGCUCCAGCCGUGCCACCUCCACCAGCUCCUCUCCAGAUAGCUCCUGGAGUCCUACAUCCAGCUCCACCUCCAAUUGCUCCUCCCCUAGCACAACCCUCUCCCCCUGUCACUAGAGCUGCACAAGUCUGUGAAGCUGUACCAGUUCACCCAGUUGCUCCCCAAGGUGAAGUACAAGGACUUCCUCCACCACCCCCACCUCCUCCCUUGCCUCCUCCUGGUAUUCGACCCUCCUCUCCUGUCACAGUUGCAGCCCUUUCUCACCCUCCCCCUGUUCUGCACCCUCCUCCCACAACCAUUGUCCCUGGCCCUCAUGCCCCCCUGAUGCCUCCAUCUCCACCAGCCCAAGUGAUUCCUGCUCCUGAACCCAAACGCCAUCCUUCAACUCUUCCUGUAAUCAGUGAUGCUAGAAGCGUUCUGCUGGAAGCAAUACGAAAAGGUAUUCAGCUGCGCAAAGUUGAAGAGCAACGUGAACAAGAAGCUAAACAUGAGCGUAUUGAGAAUGAUGUUGCUACUAUACUUUCUCGUCGCAUUGCUGUGGAAUACAGUGAUUCAGAAGAUGAUUCAGAAUUUGAUGAAGUGGAUUGGUUAGAGUAAAACUAAUACAUUGCUGUACACUACAAAAUCGAAUGCUAAUGUCCAUUGUGGUGCUUGUUCUUUGAAGGUUUGAUGGUCAUUUCUAGUGUUUUUUGUAUUCUUUUCUUUACAUAAUUAAUCCAUGUUUUUCUACUUUUCAGUUUACAAAAAACUCCUAGUGCAUCUUUGAAACUAAAUGUUUUACAGUGGCUUUUGUUACACAUCUUUUUUUUUUUUUUUUGAAGGAACAUACUUUGUUCCAAUAGACCACUAAGUAUUAAGCAUGGGCAGCUGUUGUUAGAGUAGCAGUUUCAAUUUUUUGGCAUAUCUUAACUGUGCACUUUGUGAAUUUUAAGUUAAUGAAGGCAACUGAGAUUGACAUUCCAAGGGCAGCUGUAUGUACUAAUGAGCCUUAUUCCACUUCUAGAAUGUUUUAAAAACAUUAAACCUAGCUAUCAAGCUAUCACUGCCUCAAUUACAUCUGUACACUAAAAGUACAUAUAGUUAGCAGCACUGAACACACUGAAAGGAAAAUGGAUUUGGGGGGGGGGGGGUUAUUAUUGUUUUAUUGUUGUUUUUAAAUAAUUAUGGCCUUAUUUGAAUGUUUAGAGAUUCCCUUUCCCUUCUUCCCUCCCAGGUACAUAUUGUGUGGUACGAUUUUUGCCUGCAUAAUAAAAGUUUAAUUUUUUUUUCUUUGUGAAAUCUUCUGACUUAAACAUGCUGUGUAACUUAUGUAACUGUUAAAAUAACAGUUUGAUUUAAUAAAUGGUUCAUUUUAAAUGUU
Oxyura jamaicensis (ruddy duck) is the source of this 2807-nucleotide messenger RNA. RefSeq names its product WASP family member 1 (gene WASF1). Gene Ontology annotation, cellular component: cytoskeleton; SCAR complex; lamellipodium. Gene Ontology annotation, biological process: positive regulation of Arp2/3 complex-mediated actin nucleation; actin cytoskeleton organization. The record is from RefSeq and is a predicted model, not a curated record. The transcript has 10 exons. NCBI's taxonomy places the organism in Eukaryota, Metazoa, Chordata, Aves, Anseriformes, Anatidae. Gene Ontology annotation, molecular function: protein kinase A regulatory subunit binding; Arp2/3 complex binding; actin binding. The coding region runs from base 356 to 2044 and encodes 562 amino acids.